Messenger RNA from Saprolegnia parasitica CBS 223.65, 327 nucleotides. RefSeq lists its product as hypothetical. NCBI's taxonomy places the organism in Eukaryota, Oomycota, Saprolegniomycetes, Saprolegniales, Saprolegniaceae. The transcript is spliced from 2 exons. Bases 1 to 327 code for a protein of 108 amino acids. The record is from RefSeq and is a predicted model, not a curated record.
AUGAAAACAAGCACGAGACAAGGCGGGCAUCUUAUCUGGGUGAUGCGACGACGGCUUCAACGAGGGGACCUGCUGCUUCCAGGCAGCAGCAAUGGUGUGUCCGCAAGCAGAGCCAGCGAUCGCGGCCGACACGCUGGCAUUUUUGGCAGCGAAGGAGACAUCAGCAGCAGUGUUGGGUUGAGCCCACUCCGGUCGUCCCCCUCUUGCUCCGACAACAUGGCCGCCCUUGACGCCGUGGUUGUCGCAGGCUCAUCGGAACGAAAACGGUCAUUACGUGGCCGCACAAGCAGCCACUUGCGGCGUGCAAUCGUUGAGGCAGCCUACUAG